CCAGGUGUGGGUCCAGCACUGCACAGUUUCAGUUUUGGCAGCAGCAGCCCGUGUCCUGCUGGCGACUUCUAGAAAGGCAGGGGUUGCCGACUGGCCGACAGGCUGUGCCCCGACGCCGGGUCGACUGGGGAGAAGGAAGUGGUAAAACAUCGCACUCAAGGAGUUGGCCUGGGCGGCAUAGCCCCACGGGAGCCACCAGUGAUGACACUCUUCUUCUUCACCUGCCUGCUGGCUGUCUUCCCAGUGGUCUCCAUGAAAAGUCCCAUAUUUGGUCCCCAGGAUAUAAACAGUGUGGAAGGCAGCUCAGCGUCCAUCAAGUGCUACUACCCAGCCACCUCCGUCAACCGGCAUACCCGGAAGUACUGGUGCCGGCAGGGGGCCAAGGGCCGCUGCACAACCCUCAUCUCCUCGGAGGGCUACGUCUCCAAGGACUAUGAGGGCAGAGCCAACCUCACCAACUUCCCAGAGAGCGGCACAUUUGUGGUGAACAUUGGCCAUCUCACCCGGAAUGACUCUGGGUACUACAAGUGUGGUCUGGGCAUUAGUAGCCGGGGCCUGUCCUUUGAUGUGAGCCUGGAGGUCAUCCCGGAUCCUGGUCUCCCACAGGACGCUGAAGUCUAUACAGCAGACCUGGGCAGAACAGUGACCAUUGCCUGCCCUUUCAACUCUGGGAAUUCUCAGAAGAGGAAGUCCGUGUGCAAGCAGACAGGCCAGGACUGCAUCCCAGUCAUCGACUCCAGUGGGUAUGUGAACCCCAGCUAUAGCAAUAGAGCACAACUUAGUAUUCAGGGUACCAACCAAUUAAAGUUCAGCUUCAUCAUCAACAAACUCCAGCUCAGUGAUGGUGGGACGUAUGUCUGCCAGGCUGGGGAUGAUUCCAGUGCUGAUAAGAGCAACGUUGACCUCUAUGUGCUGAAGCCAGAGCCUGAGCUGGUUUAUGGAGACCUGAGGAGCUCCGUGACCUUUGACUGUGCCCUGGGCUCCGAGGUGGCAAAUGUGGCCAAAUUCCUGUGCCGGGUGGACAGUGAGGAAACCUGCGAUGUGGUCAUCAACACCCUGGGGCACAGGAGUCAGGCCUUUGAGGGCAGGAUCCUGUUCGAGGACAAGAAUGACGGCUUCAGGGUGCAUAUCACCAACCUGAGGAAGGAGGAUGCAGGGCUCUACCUGUGUGGAGCCAACUCUGAUGGUCAGCCUCAGGAAGCCUUGUCCAUCCAGGCUUUGCAGCUCUUCGUCAAUGAAGAGACCUUGUUUCCCCGCAGUCCCUCUGUGGUGAAAGGUGUGGUAGGAGGCUCUGUGGUCGUGCUCUGCCCCUAUAACCCAAAGGAAAAAAACAGCCUGAAGUAUUGGUGUCGCUGGGAAGAGACUCAAAAUGGCGGCUGCCCACUGUUGGUGGAGAGCGCGGGGCUGGUUACGAAGCAGUACGAACAGUACGGUGGCAGGCUCGCGCUGUAUGAAGAGCCGGGCAAUGGCACCUACACGGUCAUACUCAACCAGCUCACUGCCCAGGAUGCCGGCUUCUACUGGUGUCUGACCAACGGCGACUCUCGCUGGAGGUCCACGGUGGAGCUCAAGAUUGUUGAAGGAGAACCAAACCUCAAGGUCCCCAAGAACGUGACUGUUCAGCUGGGAGGGACUCUCAAGCUCCCCUGCUACUCACCAUGCAAAUAUUACUCCUACAAGAAAUUCUGGUGCAAGUGGACCAACGAAGGUUGCAGGGCCCUGCCCAGCCAAGACGAGGGCUCCAGCCAGGCCUUCGUGAACUGCGACCAAAAGAACCAGAUCAUCAACCUGACCCUGAACCAAGCCACCAAGGAGGACGAGGGCUGGUACUGGUGCGGGGUGAAGGAGGGCCUUCAAUACAGAGAGACUGUGGCUGUCUACGUGGCGGUCGGGGAGAGGGUAACAGGGUCCAAAGAUGUCAGCCCAGUGAGUGCUGCUUCUGCUGAUGUGAUACAGCCAAGAGUCAGGACGAUUGAGGGCAGCGUCAUUCAGAAUCCCGGGAUUUUUGCAGAGGACAGAGCAGUGAAGGAUAACGAAGACCCAGCUGAUGGGAGCGGACCAUCCAUAGACCCUGGCAGCUCUGUGGGACAAGGCGGGAGCUCCACCGUGCUGCUCGCUACCCUGGUGCCCCUGGCCCUGGUGCUGGCGCUGGGGGCCCUGGUGGUGGGGGUCUUAAGAGCUCGGCACAGGAAGAACGUAGACCGGAUUUCAGUCAGAAGCUACAGGACAGACAUUAGCAUGUCAGACUUUGAGAACUCCAGGGAAUUUGGAGCCAAUGACAACAUGGGAGCCGCUCCAGUCACUCAGGAGACAUCUCUCAGAGGGAAAGAUGAGUUUGUCGCCACCACCGAGAACACCACCGAGACCGAAGAACCCAAGAAGGCGAAAAGGUCCUCGAAGGAGGAAGCUGACAUGGCCUACACUGCCUUCCUGCUCCAGGCCAACAACAUGGCUGCCAACGUCCAGGACAGCCCCAGCAAAGCCUAGGCAGAGCCCCUGCUGCCUCCUCCCUCCGCCCAUGACAAUCACCUUCAGAAUCACGUUGAUUCUCAGGGCCCUCAGCUCCUGGGGGCUCUGCUGCCUGCACUCGUACUCCACUUAGGCUGUUCCUACCUAUCCUCAGAGGGUGCGCUGGUCCCUCCUCGGUGGCAUACAAGCCUCGCCUCAUUGUUCCUGUUGGGGUGGAGAUGACAUGAGGAGUUCCUACCUGCAGCUUAUUUCUAAUGAGAGAACCUAAGGUGUGGAAGGAGAGUUAAGAUCUUAGAGGGGCCUCUCAGAAAGAAGAGAGACCAGGGUGGGUGGGGAGAUAAUUUCCAGAAAGGAGGGUCAUCCAUGGCUUCUCUGCACUCUUAUUCCGGGAUAUCAAUGGGAUUCUCCCCUCUACUCCAUCCCUCCAUCUACCCUCCCUUCCAUGCUCUCUUCUUUCCUUCAUUGAAAAUACACAUUUGAAUACUCACUAGAAUCGAGGCACUCUGCUAGACACCGGCACAGAGAGGCCACAAACUCAACCAGCAGCCUUUCUGCAAGCGUCCCUGAAUCCUUGGAAGCCACAACUCCUCUCAGUUGUGUUUAUACUCACUGCAACCUGAAAUCCUCAUCAGGUAUACUCACCUCUGCCCACAUUGGGAGAAACCAUAAAAUGUCUGGAGUCCUAAGGCCUUAGGGAUCAUGUAACAUGGGCAUACAUACAACAAAUCAUAAACACACAUUCUUCCCAUCUUACAAGUAAGAAAAUUGAGGCCUGAGAGGUGAAGAGGUUUGCUCAAGGGCACAAAGUAAGGUACACUAGUGUCAAAACUAGAUGUGGCAUCUCCUGUCAUCUCAGCCAAGGAUCUCUCUACAAAAGCGCCUGCUCUCCUGGUGGAGGCAAAGUUCUAGAAUAAGGAGGAGGAGGAAGAGAAAUGUGUAAAUGGAGACUGGUCUUUCACAAGCCCCACCUCAGAGAAGACAACUCUUUCCCUUUCUGUCAUUCACAUGGACAGAAGAGGAUAAGAACAUGGCCAAACACUCAGAACCCCGGUAUUUGAAGAGUUCUGAGCAGAAGGGAAGACAAGAGGGUGUUUGACGGUGCCAGGGAGGGACUGACCUCCAAAGAGCUGAGGUUUAAGGUCCUUUUUGCUCUGAGCUCUGUACUUCAACCAGCGCCUACGAGCUGGCACUUGCUAACAAAUCAAAUUGUGACUUAAUUGAUAAUUAAAGACUGUGAUUGCCACCAA
Messenger RNA from Ceratotherium simum simum (southern white rhinoceros), 3716 nucleotides. RefSeq names its product polymeric immunoglobulin receptor (gene PIGR). Gene Ontology annotation, cellular component: plasma membrane. The record is from RefSeq and is a predicted model, not a curated record. Gene Ontology annotation, molecular function: transmembrane signaling receptor activity. Lineage: Eukaryota; Metazoa; Chordata; Mammalia; Perissodactyla; Rhinocerotidae.